This is a messenger RNA of Monodelphis domestica (gray short-tailed opossum), 12046 nucleotides long. RefSeq lists its product as uncharacterized. Lineage: Eukaryota; Metazoa; Chordata; Mammalia; Didelphimorphia; Didelphidae. The record is from RefSeq and is a predicted model, not a curated record. Gene Ontology annotation, cellular component: nucleus; chromatin; transcription regulator complex. Gene Ontology annotation, biological process: regulation of transcription by RNA polymerase II. Gene Ontology annotation, molecular function: RNA polymerase II cis-regulatory region sequence-specific DNA binding; DNA-binding transcription factor activity, RNA polymerase II-specific.
AGGCAGGCCUCUUCUAGAGGCUCUGAAGGGAGGGACGAGGGGAGACAGGGAGGGUCAGCCCCAAGGGGCGAGGUGGGGCCUCUGGGCCUCUGGGAAGCAGGAAGUGACGAUCGCCCGGAAUCCCCCCUCCUCCUCUAGUUUCAAAGAUGUUCCUACCUUGGAACCUUAGCCUGUCUUUUAACUUUCUCAGCUCCGUGCCUCAAGCCUAGGUAAUUAUGAAGUGGUGGCAAGGGACAGCGGAGAAAUGGGGGCCCGAGUGGGUUGGGCCCAGAUGUGGAGGGGCCUGGCUUCUGCACAGGAAGGGGAGGGCGGGAGGUAGAUGCCAUCAAACCCCUCCCCGCAGGAUAGAGCUGGGAGCAUCUUGGGGCAGGACCCUGGCUGUCACUAAGGUCGAAUUCUCCCUUUUAAGAGUCCCUUCCGGGCAGACCACCUCCUACCUGUGCCUCCUUGAGCCCAAUUCCUGGAUCCCUGCCCAAAGCCGGGAGCCCUUCCCCUCCCCCCACAUCCUGGGACUUUGGAAUUGGGCUGAGCUGGCUGGGUUCAGAAAGGACUUGGGGCUAGAGAGGAGCCAAGCACCUGCGUGUGAAUUUCCUAUGGGAUACAAUGUAUCUCUGUGACUGCUCUGGUCUCUGACAGGGAUCAGCUGUGGCCUCCUUCCUCUUCCGGAUCUUCUUUCCUGCUAAAAUGUCCUGCAUGGAGGGGGUGUUCAGGGGGCCAGUACCGGGUGCAGUUUUACUGCGUCUUGUAAUAACCCAGCAGUCCUGCCUCCCAGCCUCUGAGCCCCAGACCCCCAAGCUCCUCCUCCCUGGCCUCUUCCCCCGCCCCUUGGCAGCCUCUGUUUCAGUCACCCCAAGCACGCUCUGUUCUGGUGUUGGGGUUAAAAUUAGGAGCUUGACAAAGAUAGGAGAGCAGUUUAACAAAGCUUUGUUUUAAUGGAGAAAAAAUAGGAAAGAAGGAAAGAGAUUCAAGGAUCUAUCUUAGAGCUGCCUAAAACCUACCCCAAACUUCUUUUUAUCAACCUAUAAACUACCUAAAAAUUGUCCUUUGAGAGAGUCUCACUAAUAGCUCUUCAGCCUCACUAGUCAGGCUGGACCUACACUCUUGGUCUCUCUAUUCUAACUCACUCCCUAAACAAGGGACAGCUGCCCACCCAAGCAUUCUCCUUCCAUGGGAUUCCCUAGCAACCAACCUUCCCCCAGCCUGAGCCAGCAGCAGCACCUGCUCUAGGAAAGUUUAGAGGGAGAGCCCUUCCCCUACCCCCACCAUGAAAAUUAAAUUUAACUCUCCCCUGUUUGUGAAGAUUAAAUUGUAACCUUUGCCCAUUUUUAGAUUUAAUCACUGAAAGUAUAAACACCCUACUUAAAAAUUGGGUAGGGAGAUCUGCCUAUUUUUAGAUUUAAUCAUCAAAGGUGUAAACUCCCCAUUUUACACAUUAAGUGGGAGGCCUGUGACCCACAUGUGAAAUAGUGGGUGACGAAUCAAAAUCAGCUGACUGCCCCUGGACAGACCUAAAAGCCAUAGUGUCAACUGUGAUUGGUACAUGUGAAAAUUAGGGGAAGUGCCACAAAAGAAAGUGCCUUUAAAGGGAGUGACAACUGACUGAGUGGAGUUCAACUUGGAACUUUCACUUGGAGUGGAACCUCCUGUGAGAGAGAGAGUUCUACUGGGAGUUCUACUAGGAGUUAUACUUGGAGUGGAGGCUGAUAAAGAAUCUGCCAACUGGACUGAUAUGUGGGAGCCUGGAGUGCCAGGGAUGGCCUUGGAGAAGGACAGACUGCCAGGCCAGGAGGUGAUGACGUUCAAGGAUGUGGCUGUGGACCUCACUUGGGAGGAGUGGCGCCUCUUGUCCCCUCCCCAGAAGGAGCUGUACAAGGAGGUGAUGCUGGAGAAUGCCCGGAAUCUGCUCUCUGUGGGGCUUCCAGCUCCCCCAGAAGAUGUGCUCACUUAUUUGGAGCAGAGGGAAGCUCUAUUGAUGCUGAAGCAAAAAGGCCUGAGGAGCUACUACCCAGAUGGAAAGAUCAGACCUAAAAUGAAAGUGAAUCCAACAGAGGUGAGCCUUCCUAUGGAAGAAAUGGAUUUACAAAGAUUGAGAAGUGAUGGUUCCAAUAACUUUGUUUUUGGAGAAUUCUCUGUUGUACCUCAAAAUUCAUCUCAUAAUGAACAUCAAAGAAUGCACACUGAGGAAAAAUCUAGUGAAAGUAAUCAGUGCAGUAAGACUUUUAUGCACAGGGCCAGUCUUCUUGGACAUCAGAACAACAACACUGGUGAGAGACCUUAUGAAUGCAAGCAAUGUGGAAAGACAUUCAGUAAGGGAUACCAUCUUACUGUACAUCAGAGAGUCCACACUGGAGAGAAACCUUAUGAAUGCAAGCACUGUGGAAAAACAUUCACAAAUAACUCCAGUCUUACCACACAUCAAAGAGUCCACACUGAGGAGAAAUCUUAUGAAUGCAAGCAGUGUGGAAAGAUAUUCAUUGAUAACACCAGUCUUGCUAUACAUCAGAGAGUCCACACUGAAGAGAAAAAUUAUAAAUGUAAUCAGUGUGGAAAGACUUUCAGACAGAGUUUCAAACUUACUGUACAUCAGAGAGUCCAUACUGGGGAGAAACCUUAUGAAUGCAAGCAGUGUGGAAAAACAUUCACAAAUAACACUAGUCUUGCUGUACAUCAGAGAGUCCACACUAAGGAGAAACUUUAUGAAUGCAAGCAGUGUGGAAAGGAAUUCACAUAUAAAUCCAGUCUUGCUAUACAUCAGCGAGUCCACACUGGGGAGAAACCUUAUGAAUGCAGUUAUUGUGGAAAGACAUUCAGACGGAGCUUUGAACGUGCUGUACAUCAGAGAGUUCACACUGGGGAGAAACCUUAUGAAUGCAAGCAGUGUGGAAAGAAAUUCAGACGGAGCUUUGAACGUGCUGUACAUCAUAGAAUCCACACUGGGGAGAAACCUUAUGAAUGCAAGCAGUGUGGAAAGAGGUUCAGACAGAGCUUUAAACUUACUGUACAUCAGAGAGUACAUACUGGAGAGAAACCUCAUGAAUGCAAGAAUUGUGGGAAAACAUUCACAGAUCACUCCACUCUUAUUGUACAUCAGAGGGGCCACACUGGGGAGAAACCUUAUGAAUGCAAACAGUGUGGAAAGACAUUCACAAAUAACUCCAGUCUUACUGUACAUCAGAGAGUCCACAGUGGGGAGAAACCUUAUGAAUGCAAUCAGUGUGGAAAGAUAUUCUCAAAUAACUCCAAUCUUGCUGUACAUCAUAGAGUUCACACUGAGGAGAAACCUUAUGAAUGCAAUCAGUGUGGAAAGACUUUCAGACAGAGCUUCAAACUUACUGUACACCAGAGAGUCCAUACUGGGGAGAAAGCUUAUGAAUGCAAGCAUUGUCGAAAAACAUUCAAAGAUAACUCCAGUUUUGCUGUACACCAGAGAGUCCACACUGGGGAGAAACUUUAUGAAUGCAAUAAGCGUGGAACGACAUUCACAAAUAAUUCCAGUCUUGCUGUACAUCAGAGAGUCCAUACUAAGGAGAAACCUUAUGAAUGCAGUCAGUGUGGAAAGACUUUCAGACAGAGGUUCAAACUUACUGUACACCAGAGAGUCCAUACUGGGGAGAAACCUUAUGAAUGCAAGCAGUGUAGGAAAACAUUCACAAAUAACUCCAGUCUUGUAGUACAUCAGAGAGUCCACACUGGGGUGAAACCAUAUAAAUGCAAGCAGUGUGAAAAGGCAUUCUCAAAUAACUCCAGUCUUAGUAUACAUAAGAGAGUCCACACUGGGGAGAAACCUUAUAAAUGCAAGCAGUGUGAAAAGACAUUCACAUAUAACUCCAGUUUUGUUGUACAUCAGAGAGUCCACACUAAGGAGAAACCUUAUGAAUGCAGUGAAUGUGGGAAGACUUUCAGACAGAGCUUCAAACUUACUGUACAUCAGAGAGUCCAUACUGGGGAGAGACCUUAUGAAUGCAAUCAGUGUGGAAAGACAUUCACAAAUAACACUAGUCUUGCUGUACAUCAGAGAGUCCACACAGGGGAGAAACCUUUUGAAUGUAAGGCAUGUGGAAAAACAUUCACAAGUAACUCCAGUCUUUUUGUACAUCAGAGAGUCCACACUGGGGAGAAAUCUUGUUAAUGCAAGCAUUGUGGAAAGGCUUUCACACAGAGCUUCAAACUUACUCUACAUCAGAGAGUCCAUACUGGGGAGAAACCUUGUUAAUGCAAGCGGUGUGGAAAGACAUUCACAAAUGAAUCCAGUCAUGCUGUAUGUCAGAGAGUCCACACUGAGGAGAAACCAUAUGAAUUCAAUCAGUGUGGAAAGACUUCCAGACAGAGCUUCAAACUCACUGUAUAUUGGAGUAUUCACACUGGGGAACAACCUCAUGAAUGCAGGCAAUGUAGAAAGGCAUUCAGUUAGAGGUCCCAUCUUGCUCAUCAUCAGAGAAUUCACUCUGGGGAGAAACCUUAAGAAUACAAGUGUUAUAAAGAAAUGAGCAGGAAGGCAUGCUGCAAAAGAAGAAGCAGAAGUUUCCAAAUUCUAGAGAUGUGGCAAUACUGCUUUUCUUCUAACAGUUAAGGAAGAGGUUGAGUUUGUCUAGCCUUGGGAUGAACCGGGUGAACUAGCUGUUCUCUCUCCCAUGGUUUUCCUUGUGAUCCAUCUUCCCAACUACCUAUUUUUGUGUAUCUUGUUGAUGCUGUCUGAGAAAUAUUCCUACAUAACUACUUCAGACACCUAAAGCCAUUUGUAAGUGAGACCUUCCCUUUAAGGCCUGUUUCUGCUUACCUUCCAACCUUACUACCUCUAUCACCAUUUAAGAGGGGAUUUGGGUUAGUGAAGUGCAUUUUAUCAAAGGAACUUGGAUUCAUAGUUGAGGUAACUGACAUUGCAGAUACCAUCUCUCUCUGAAGGUACCAACUAGAUUAGGUUGGAGGUUUAUUUAUGUUCUUUAGAUAGAUCAUCCCAAUUCUCUUCCCUUCCAUCCCUUAUCUUAAAUAAACCCUGUUUAAUAGCAUUUGGUAUCCUGUAAGCUUUAUCGUAUUGGUCUUCCCAAACCCUGUGUCCUUCUGGUACUGGUCCCAAAUAAUCAUUUCUUGACCUAUGAAAAUCCCAUUACUAUCAGGUAUCUUUCUAGAAACAAUUAUUUUAGUUCUAUAAAGUUAUUUCAUAAAUUGUGUGAAAAGAUGUUCACUUGCAGCCCCAGUCUUGCUAUUAUGUGAAGGAAGUUUACCCUACCCCCUUUCUGGGGCAGCUUACCAGGCAUGAGCCUGAACUUGACUCAGAGGUGAGGAUUAUAAGAUGGAAUUCAUUGAGUGAGGAUAGAAUGGCAGGCGGGAAAAGGCAACAAUAGAGUUAAAAUCAUGAGCAAGGGCAGGGUGAUGUCUUCUGCUCUGCUCCCCUGGACUGCCCCUCUGGCCAGCGCAGGCAAAAUAGAAAGUCACAGUUGGCUUCUGAGAUGCAAUUUGUGAGUUAAUGGGCAGAGAAAAGUUUUGAUAAACUGAGGCAAGAGCAGAUAUCCAAAGUCAUCGCUUUCAGUUUUGUUGCUGACUGGACUUCCCUGUGAGCAUGGCUAGAGCUAUGGCAUAGAGCACCCUAAUGGUGGUCACAGAAUAUCAAGCUAAUUGGAGCAAUGAAGCAAGUAUAUCUCUUAUUUUUCUAUCUUUCCCCCCUAUUCGCUUAGAAUAAAUAAAAUUAUUUCAGGGCCAGUCUCAUAAAUUUUUCUAUUUUAUUACUCAUCUCAGAAAUCACAGACAUUCACACUGACCUCUCAGCUUGCUCAAAAUCAGACAAUUUACUAUGUCAUAAGGUCUCCUAAGAUUAGGUCCAAAUGGGCAUGUGAUUUAGACCUAAAGCAUGAUCCCAUAAACAAGUUAAGGGAGCAUAGAAUAGUUUAACUUUCAGAUGAAUUAAUUGAUGAGGGAAGAAAUUAUGACUAAUAAAUAGAUAACAUAUAAGGUAUAUAAAAUAUGUAAUUUUGCUAUAUUAAAUUCAAAACUAUACAAAUAAAACUAAUACAAUCAAGAUUAAAAGUGAAAACAAAUUAUCAUUUGCUUUACAUGUCCAAUUUAAAAUUCUAACCCUGUUCUCUAAUGCCUUAAUUCAUCAAUUCAUGGCGUCUAGAUCUAAAGAGCAGUUAAUUUAGUAAGGGAAUAAUGUCUUUUCCCUAUAGAAAUAAUUUGUAAUUAGCAUCAUUUCCUAUAUAAGGUUUUCCCCAAAAUUCUUAUAAAACAAAAAUUAAAAUAUAACAAAUGAUAUUGUAGAUUUCAAAUAUGAAAUAAAAUUAUUGACAUUCCAAUGAUUUCUAUUCAGUUGAAUGCAUUUUCAAAAUAAUUAUCUUACAUAGGAAAUCACCGUGCAUCUAUCAGCUUGACACUGUGGACUGAUUGCAUUGAGAGGCCAGUGUAACAUAACUGAUACAAUUAUACUUACUUCUACAAUUUCUAAACCUAUCACAUAUUAAAUAUUAAGUCCAUUUUGCAUUAAGGUUUGUGCAACAUAUGUCGCUAAAAUUUAUCACACCAGUACAGAACUCCAAACUAAAUGUUUGUUGGGAGGGAGCCAGACUCACAAUAAAAGCUGGACCCUGCUGAAAUCAAGAACAGAGACCCUGAGCCUUAGGAGAUAGCCUUUUUUAUGACAAGAAAUCUCAUGACUGACAGAAAACACAGUCACAAUGAAGAAAAUAGAAUGGAUGCAAAGUCAUUCAUAUGGGUAUUUUCUUGAUGACACAAGUGUGAUUAAUCUGGUGAGUAAAAAAUAUCACUAUGGGUGUUAACUUUGCAGUAGGGUUUCACUGAUAAUUAUGGUGGAAUAGUAGAAGUCGACAAUUUUGGAUAAAUAAUAGGUGAAAGCGAGUAGCCCUCCACCUCCUGCAUGACUUGUCUUUUUUGACAAACAAGACCAUCCUUCCUCUUUUUGUCUGACCAUCUUGUUAUACACCCAAGGCAGGUGUGGUAGGGUAUGGAAUCUCCUGGGUUACAGGCUUAAGGUCAGGAUGUAAAUAAGAUUUGAUAGUUCCCCAAACUGUAACUAUCUUAGCUAAUGUUUAUAAUUCUUAUAAGGCAAAUUAUAUUAUUUGACUAUGAACUCAAAAUUAAUGAUUGUGUUAUAAAAAUAAUCAUACAGGCUAAUACUAUUAUAAUAAUAAAAGGGUAGGGAGUUUCACACUCACACAUACUAGAUCAAAUAUAAUUAUCCUAAUAGGAAAACAGGUGUGAUUUAAAGUACAUUAUGAUUUAUUUUAAAAGUUCCAUCAAAUCUAGAUUCAACCUUAUAAAUGGUACCCUACAGAAUCUUUUCUCAAGAGGCAUUUGCUGUCAGCACCUCAAAUGGUAGGGACCUCUACUUUCAGAUUAGUCUGCUGCUCAGGUUUAUGGAUGUCUACCUGUUCUGUAAGAGGGUCUGAGUCCUGGACAUGAAGGAGGGAAAGAGGCAGGUGUUGAAGAGUUGGGGAAAGUGGAGGCUCAGAGAUGAGCAUGGCUAGUGGCCCAGGUAAAAUUUCAGUUGUGGGGCAGAAUUGAAGGCCUGAGGAAGAACUGGAUCUAGGAUUCUCAGAAGGAAAGCUCUAAGAGUUUUAGGGACAAAGAGAAACUUCUCAGAAAGUGAGAUGCUACCUGAGAAGACUGAAUCCAAGAGGUCGAGGUGAGCAUUAGGGACAUAUUCCAAGCAGCGGAGACAACUAAGGGAAAGGGAGAGUUAUAAGAUGGAGGGUCUUGACCAAGAAUCAUUCAGGAGCCCAGUAUCACUGGGUCAGAGACAGAGUAGAGAAAAGUUCUUGUGGGAGAAACAUCCAAGUUUGUAGACAAAUCUCAGCCCAAGAAUGGGAGGCUCAGAUUCUAUUCAAUGUGUAAGAAGAAUUUUAUUUAAAGAAAUGUUAUAGUUUUAUAACAAGUGAUGGAAUAGUCUGGAGACUAAUCAGGUAGCUUCAGGGCUGAUGUUUAAGUCCAGAGGUCAGUAGAGUAGCCUCUUUGCAGCUGAUUGUAUAGAGUAGCAGCCACAACUGUAGAAUAGCAUCUUCCCAGCUCCAUGUAUUAGGACUGAAAUAUUUAUUAAGGCCAGGGAGCUUGUCAUCUCCCAUCCUAGAGAAAUCUUCACCUUUCUUGAAAAUCCUGAAAGGGGAGCAUGGCCAAAUUCAGGUGCAGCUGUAUUUAUGGUGUAAUGCCAUGGGAAAUAAGGAGUAUGUGCAAAUUUGGGAGAUUCCUCUAGAAUGCCACUUUGAGAGCUGAACCAGCGGUCUCUCAGAUUGUAAGGGUCCUCUGCCUAAUGUGGUCCAUUCGAAUAAUGGAGUGAGAGACAAUGUAUGCUCAAUUCCACGUGAGUAGGUAUCACAGUGUUCUGCCAUGGCAUGGAGGUACAUUUAUUAUUUAGUUUCAGUGAGUACAUACUUCUUUGGCACACAAUCAAUUUUCUACAUACACGUUUCCAUGAAACUUAAAAACAGACACAAAGUCUAAAGAGAUAGUCAAUGAAACAUUGUUGUUACAACAGAGAGGGAGAUAAAUGACAUGUGUAGGGUGAUUUGGAGGUUAGUCCUUCUUGACCUAAGAAGAAUCAUUGUUAUUUUUGGUCAGCUUUCACAAUCAAUCACAAUUACUUAGGAGAUGAGUAACAAAAUGUUUUGUAGCUAAGGGCAGAGUUAGAGGGCAGUUUAAUGACAGACCAGAAUUGGGAUUUUCCUCAAUUUACAAGUUCUAUUUUUCUUGUGUUACUUUAAAGGGCCUGGCAAUGUUGCCUGGUUUCUGUCUGCAGUGAAGUAUGUCUUGAAGGUGAUUGAUGUUCUUGGCUUGCCUGGCUUGUAAUGGGAGUGAAUGUAACUCUGUGGAGAGGGAAAGGAGCGGGGUAAUGGGUAGUGCUCUUUAGGUUUUCAUUCUGUGAAUGUAAUAUUUUAGGAUAAUAAUCCUGGGGGAUUAAGGUGGCAUAUAUGUUUAUUGUAAGUCUUUUCUCUUAUAUUAUUUCUUUUGUACUGGAAAGAGAACAACAAUCAUCCAUUAGUGAGGGAAGUUAAAGCGAGAGAAGUUACAGAGGGGGAUCAUUUUCUGUGACUUUGUAAGCCAGUGGGGAUUUGACGACUUCCAACAUCUCCUUUUUUGUUUAUUUUUUAAAAUGAAGUGACUUCAUCCUUCAUUUCAUUUUAGGCUUGAUGUAGGGUAGAAGCUAGUUAUGGAUGAUGACUGUUGGGGACUCCUUAAGCAAUGGCUGCAGUGGAAGUUGAUAGGGAUGUAAACUUAAGCAGUUUAAACUUUGGGAAAUCAAUUAUGGGGCAUAAAUGCCUAAAUAUUGUUCAACAACAAAUACAGUGAAGGGAUUAGGACAAUUGCUUAAAAUACAUCCUGAACGAGAAAUUCUAAGAGUCAUGGGAGAUAACAUACACAUCUGUAGGACCACUGAGAAAGUCAGAGUCAUUUGAAGGCAGCAGUGCAGUCAGGAAGUGAAAAUCCCUGCUUCUGCUUGGGCUGCAGUUGUCUUGAUUUGUUCCCAAAUUGGUAGUGCGCUCUGGGCUGUUGUCCUAACACAAUCUCUCUGUAUCUGCAUUCUCUUCAUUGCCUUCCUGCUAGGGUGUAUCCUGCAGCUUGUUUGUUGGGAUGGGAGUCAUGUUGAGAAUGUGUCUUAAAGGUCCCAACCUUUAACUUAAAAUUUUAGAUUAUAUAUCCCAGUAAAUAGCUAAAUUAUACUUUUGACAUUUAAUCGUAGGCCAAACAUAAUCUCAGAAAUGCAGGGGAAAGAAUCUUGUUUAGAAAUAUACAUGUACAGACUAAACAUCAGCUAUCAAUAAAGGCAAAGUACGAUAGAUACGGUUACUUUCUUCUCAAAGGACAAAGAUUUUCACCCAUAAUCAAUAAUACUCCAAUUUCAAUCAUUAUCAUAAUUUGGAAACAGGUUGCUUGCAUGUUCACAUAUUUACCUUAGAUAAGUGUAAGGUUCUUACUAACUUUUCUGCAUAGAGGUUUUAUUUAUGUACAUGUCACUAUAAUGGUGAAAAACUAUCCUAUCCUAUCUUCGGGUGUGUUUAAAUUUAGUAUAAACCUACUUAUGAUAGAAUUUUUUAGUGCUCUCUAAAAAUACUUUUUGCAGUAGAAAAAUGGAGGGGUAACAGGUAACUUGCUGUAACAGGUAAAGGGGUGUGUGUGAUGAGGCAGGUUUACUCAAAAAUUAAAUUAAAAUCUUUAAUAAUAGUGUUUUAAAAUCAUAGGAUUUUUGUUUUAAAAAAAUAUGUGGAUUCCCAUAUAUAAAGGUGGAUAAUGGGGUCCUUUUUCCAGUAACCAAUGAAUUUAUUUGUAAUCAAAAAACCUAUUUCUGGUUGUUAGUCAGUGUAUGUUUGUUUAACUCUGGGUGGUAGGAGAAAGAAAAGGAGGGGGAGCAAGGGAAUGAUUUCAUCAAGUUUAUAUCGGAGAAAUUCUAAACAAUCUCCUUUGAGGGGUCAAAACACUGAACUUCUCAAAAUGUGAUCUGAAAUUGACACCAUGGAUGCCCUAUAGCUCACACAGAAGCAUCCACAGGAAAGAUGGACAUGUAGAUGCACAAAGGUAAUCUAGAUAUUUUCUAAACACCUGAACCAUGAAUCUUUCAAUUCUGAUAUAUUCUCAUUAGUAUCUUAAACAGUUGAUCCAAUUAUUCAUAAGUUAUUGUAUUACUAACUUGGUUUAACUAACUUUAGCAUAUCAAUUGUUGUGAUUAAAGGGGAAAUCUAUUCUUUAACCUGAGCUUCUUUAGAAUUCUGAAUUUGUAGUUUGGACUUUUGCAGUUUGAUCACUUAGCCAAAUUGUACAGAUUUAACUAAAAGACCCUCUUUUGUUGUUGUUGUUGUUUCUAGUAAAGCUCAUAUUUUUACUUAAUAGUAAUAUAUAGAAAUUGUGGUAUUUGAGUAUACUCAAAUAGACUCUUGAAAUUCCUGUAAAUAUAUCUUAUUAUCAGAUCAAGAUCUAUUCUAGCUCUAUUUACUUCUUCAGGCUUUCAAAUUAUAUCUCUAAAAUUUGGAUAAAGUAACAGAACUUUUAUCUUGUAUAAAAUGUUUUCUUCUAUUGAUCCUUUAACAUAAAUGUAAAAUAAUUGCAAACACUUUUGUUAUCUUUCCUGUGUCUGAGAAAGGGGCUAAAUUUUGGAAAGUUUCCAAAGGUUUUUUUCUCAAUGCUUGACUGCCCUACUGGUUGUAGUCCCAGUAAAGGUAUUGGUGAGGGAGAGAGAAAAAAAAAUACUUUUUUCCCAAUCCUUUUUAACGUUUUAGUUACAUGUUUUUAGAGGCUUUAUGUUAAAUCACUCCCAGUAUAUUAAUUAAAAACUUAAUAAUUUCCAAAUUGACUUUGAUUAAGGUUCCCUAACAAUGUUUCCUUAAGAUUCCAGUUUUCCUUUCAAACUUCUGCUCCAAGCAGAAUAAAACCUUCAGUUUUUGUCACUAUUACUCUAUUAUAAAUAGCUUAAUAAUGAAUCUUAUUUGAUUUCUGGAUUGGUCAAAUUUCCUUUGUCAAUUGCACUAUACACAAUCUACAUAAAAUUAAUUUUCUGCACAGCACAAAGUUAUACAUUUAUUGUGUACAUCCAUUAUGACAUUAUAACAGAUUAUAUUUGAAUAGAUAAAAACAAUUUAUAAGUACAAUCAAGUACAACACUGAUUUAAAAUCUUGUGGUGAGUGGAUAAAAGACUGACUGAUCCCUCUCUUAGGGUUUUCAGCUUAGGUUGGCUCAUGCUGGCCUAGGCUGGUAUAGCCCUUUUGUAGUCGAGGCAUAGCCGUAAAGGCUGAAGACCUCUUCUUCUCCCCUCUUGGGCUGCAUAGUUAAGGUUGUGGGUUGAACUGUGUACAACCUGCCCAGCUGCGUGUUUAAGGUUGGAAUAGUCAGCAUGAGGGAGGUUUGAUAACGACUGUGAGAAACUUGUUUUUCUGCCCUUUUUUGGAAUCCUCUCGGUUCCUCCUGGUGCCUGGCAGGUAACGUCAUGAAUUCCUAUGAAGUUGCCCAAUUAUUGGUUCCUGCUGUUGCUGGGCUGUAAUAUCAUAACUUCCUGUGAUUUUAACCUAUAUAUGCUUUGUCUGAAUCCAAUAAACUUUGUUGCUAUGCAUUUCA